GGCGAGGCUGUCAGGUUGUCUCCGCGGCUUGUGUGUGGGAGAGGCAGACCCGAAAGCGCGCGCCAGCUCGCUAAGUGUUCUUCAGAGGCGCUGUUUAAACGUUCUGUUUCUCUUUCAUCUGCCACGCACAUGGAAGCACGCGCCGUUUGAGACCUCUGACGUGGGGCGACAGGGAGUGCUCACUGGAUGUGGCUUGUGGGUGGCCGCUGGGAGCGUUGCAGGGUUGGGUUGUGUGCUGCACGCCCUCCGGAGCAAAGGGGCUCAUGGGUGGCCGGAGCUCUCCUUGCCAGGGCAUGGAUCCUCUCCUUUGAAUGAAGGGCUGAUGCUCAGCUGCGCUGGGUCCCCCAGGAGGACAGAGCUGAGGAUGAACCAGCGGGGACCGUGCGCCCGUCAGUGCUGGAGGCCGGAGAGCUGAGCUGCAGGAUCCGGGAGGGAGCGUCGUCCCGCCCAGCUCCAAGAUGUCCUGUUUUGGGGAGCAUUUCUGGCUCGCUGCUGGGAAGGGAAACAGCCCCGGGAGGACUGCAGAGCUGCCGAAAUACCUUGAUGAUGGAUGCACAUUGUGCGGGGAGAUCCGGGCCCCGCCGCUGCCCUGCAGGCAGUCCCCGGCUGGCCCUGGAGGCCUGGCUGCGCUGGGGAGAUUUCUAGCCGGUGGGAGCCGUGAUGGGGGAGACCUGCGCCAGGGAGAGAAGAACCAGGGCUUCGACGUGCUGUACCACAAUGUGAAGCAUGGGCAGGUCUCCACCAAGGAGCUGGCCGACUUUGUCCGCGAGAGGGCCACCGUGGAGGAGACCUAUGGCAAGUCCAUGGCCAAGUUGGCCAAGAUGGCCACCAAUGGCACGCAGCUCGGGACUUUUGCGCCGCUCUGGGAGGUGUUCCGGGUCUCCUCCGACAAGCUGGCACUCUGCCACCUGGAGCUGGUGAAGAAGCUGCACGACCUGCUCAAGGAGAUCGCCCGCUACGGGGAGGAGCAGGGCAAGGCGCACAAGAAGUCCAAGGAGGAGGUGUCGGGGACCCUGGAGGCCAUCCAGCUGCUGCAGGGUGUCGCCCAGCUGGUGCCCAAGUCCAAGGAGAAUUAUCACAGCAAGUGCUUGGAGGCCGAGCGCCUGCGCCGGGAGGGAACCAACCAGAAGGAGAUCGACAAGGCUGAGCGGAAGUCGAAGAAGGCGGCUGAGGCCCUGCGCCGCGCAGUGGAGAAGUACAACAUGGCCCGGGCCGACUUUGAGCAGAGGAUGCUGGACUCGGCCGUGCGGUUCCAGGAGCUGGAGGAGACCCACCUGCGCCACAUGAAGGGGCUGAUCAGCUCCUACUCGCACUCCGUGGAGGACACGCAUGUGCAGAUCGGACAGGUGCACGAGGAAUUCAAGCAGAACGUGGAGAACAUCGGCAUCGAGAUGCUGCUGCAGAGAUUCGCCGAGAGCAAGGGCACCGGGCGUGAGAGGCCGGGGGUGCUGGAUUUCGACGAGUGCAGAACGGUCCCAGCACAGGAAGGGCCCAAGAGGAGCCUCAGCAAAGCCUUCCGCAUCCCCGGGCUGAGCCGGAGAGACCGAGAGCGAGACACUGUGGAGUCCCCAGACACUGACUUGACCUGCCCGGAUGUGGACGAGGAGGGAUUCACUGUACGGCCUGACAUCAACCAGAGCAGCUCGGGCGGGACCCACGGCUGCUCGUCCAGCGACUCGGACUACGAGGACGAGGACGAGCCCCGCAAAUUCUACGUCCGCAUCAAGCCCCUGCAGCCCUGCGACACCGCUGGCAGCGGCCAGGCCGCUGUGGAGCAGCUAAAGGCGACGGUGGGGAACCUCCCCCUGCCCCCCAGCACCGGGGGUACGGUGAAGAGACAGUCCUGCAGGCACUUACCGGUAGCGACGACCGUCACGGUGGAUGUGGGCUCUGUCAGGGCCCUGGGUACAGGUGAUGAGUCUGGGAAGCUGCAGCCCCCCCACCCUGCCGUAUGGACUCCCAGCUGCGCAGGGAAGCCCCGGCCGGAUGUAGCCCCUUCUGCAGCCCUGUUCGGGCCCCCGCUGGAGUCGGCCUUCGAAGCGGAGGAUUUCCCAGCCUCCCGAGCCUGCGGCCUGGGCUCCAGCCCGUCUCCCUUCUCCUCCUCGUCUCCAGAGAACGUGGAAGACUCGGGGCUGGACUCCCCCUCGCAUCCCCCCACGGGCCCCUCGCCGGACUCCAGGCCCUGGACGCCCCAGAGCCCCCUCGCCAGACGGCCUGCCAAGGGCUCCCCGAGGCUCCAGGAGGAGCGGGGCGCCCUGCCCCCCAUGACGACCGCCUUGGAGGAGCAGAGCGCCUGGCUGCCCCCGCCCGCCAGCCCCACGGGGUGGCCCCAGGACACCCCCUGCUUUGCCGCCUUCGGCUCCGAGCCCAGCGGGGAGGACUCAGGGGCGGGGUCUCGGCACGAUUCCCGCUACCCCAGCGCCACGGCCCCUUCGCCCGACCCCUCCGGGGACCCCCAGGCCUCGGUGGCCAGGCCUCCCAGUCCUGUCUUGGACCAGGCCCUGCAGCCCUGCAAGCAUGGGGCCUGCCCCCCCUCCAACACCUCGUCCUCUCCAGUGCCCCCCAGCUGCAGGGAGCCCUCCGGCUCCUCCCCGUGGACUCCCCAGGGGCCCGGUCCCAGGCUGACAGACAGCAGCACUCUGGCCAUUCCUGAGCUCCGGGCUGAGCCUGGUGAGUACGGCCCGGGUGGCUGUGAAAGGACCUGCCUCUCGGCUCCCUGCUUCCCAGAGCACGAGAGUGGGGUACUGCAAGGAGCGGUGACCUUCCCCCCCCCCCCCCAACUGCUCUUCUGGUGGCCCUCAAUUCAGCCCUGCAGCCCCCCGAAAUGCCCCCUGCUAUCCCAGCUCUGGGCUCCCCCCAGCUCUGCCGGUGCCCCUCGAUCCCACCCCACAGCCCCUGAAUCCCCCCUGCUAUCCCAGCUCUGGGCUCCCCCCCAGCUCUGCUGGUGCCCCUCAGUCCUGACCAGCGCCAGCCCCACUGUUCUCGCUCCAGGUCUCUCCGGCACUGGCCGAUCCGACCCGCCGGGCGCUCUUAGUGAGGAGGAAACGUGUCUGUUUCGGUGCCAGGCUGAGUCGCUUCCCUGCGUGACCCAGCUCUGGUUCCUGAGCUCCUGGACCGAGCCCGGCACGCGGCUGGGGGGCACUCCUGCCCCUGCGUCCCCACCCCACAGCCACCUCCCAUGUGCCUCCCCUCCCCCUGCUCCCAAUGCCAUGGGACAGACCCUGACCCACCCCCGCCUCUCACCCCUGCCUUGUGCUUCUGCAGAUCCUCCCCCUGCGCCCGCCCCACCCAGCGCCGCCCCCAAGGUGGCCCCCCCGCGGCGCUCCAGGACGAAGAGGCCCUCGAAGGGGCAGGCCGCCUGCAGCCACGGUGACCUGUCCCGCUCCCUGAGCCCCUCUCCCCUGUGGAAUUCGGGCCCUUCCCACUCGGCUCCGCCCAGCCUGGGUGAGCGCAGUUUCUUCACGGUCUCGCAGCCGGCGCUGGGGCUCUCCCGAGGCCCCAGCCCCGUGGUGCUGGGAUCCCAGGAUGCACUUCCUGUGGCAACUGCCUUCACUGAGUACAUCCAUGCCUACUUCAAGGGCCAGGACCCCAACAGCUGUCUGGUGAAGAUCACGGGCGAGCUCACCAUGUCCUUCCCCGCCGGCAUCGUCCACGUCUUCAGCGGGAGCCCAGCCCCGCCUGUGCUGAGCUUCCGCCUGCUCAAUACGGCGCUCAUCGAGCAGUUUCUGCCCAGCGCCGAGCUGGUGUACAGUGACCCGUCCCAGAGCGACCCCAGCACCAAGGACUUCUGGCUCAACAUGCCGGCGCUGACCGGGCACCUGCAGAAGCAGGCGGAGCAGGCCCCGGCCGCCUCCUACUACAACGUGGCCCUUCUCAAGUACCAGCUCUCCAAGCUGGGCCCGAGCGCGGCCCCCCUGCAGCUGGCCGUGCGCUGGGACUGCACCACAGCCGCCACCCAGGUCAGCGUGGAGUACGGGUACAACGCCGGUGCCAUGGCCACGCCCAGGCCCCUCGCCAACGUCCAGGUGCUGCUGCCCGUGGAGGAGCCGGUCGCCAACGUGCGGCUGCAGCCUGCGGCCAGCUGGAACCUGGAGGAGAAGCGUCUGUUGUGGAGGCUGCUGGACGUUCCUGGGGCCCCGGAUCGUGGCGGCUGCGGCCACCUCUCCGCCAGCUGGGAGCCCCUCUACGGCCCCAGCAAACCCAGCCCCGUGGCGGCCCAGUUCACCAGCGAGGGCAGCACCCUGUCGGGCGUGGAGGUGCAGCUGGCAGGCAGUGGGUACAGGAUGUCGCUGGUGAAGAAGAGAUUCGCCACAGGCAUUUAUCUGGCUGGCUCCUGACCGGCUGCGCUCGUCCCCCUUGUUCAUUCCUGGUUUUAAAGCCCCAGCGGACGUUGGCUCAUUCAGUCGUUUGCUGCCCCUGGGGGUUUCUCUGCUGUUGGAUUUUUAAACACUGGAACAAAGUCAGAUCUGGAGGGAGG
Messenger RNA from Chelonia mydas (Green sea turtle), 4477 nucleotides. RefSeq names its product FCH and mu domain containing endocytic adaptor 1 (gene FCHO1). The transcript is spliced from 29 exons. Gene Ontology annotation, cellular component: plasma membrane; clathrin-coated vesicle; clathrin-coated pit. Gene Ontology annotation, biological process: clathrin coat assembly; clathrin-dependent endocytosis. Lineage: Eukaryota; Metazoa; Chordata; Testudines; Cheloniidae. The record is from RefSeq and is a predicted model, not a curated record. The coding region runs from base 459 to 4337 and encodes 1292 amino acids.